CCUCAAUCUCGUAUUUCUCUACCUGAAUCGCCCAUUUUCUCCAACAUUCAAAGCUUCAUACACACACCCUUUUCGUUAAUUUUCACCAUUUUUAUCUUUCUAUUCAACUUCUGCAACAUAUCAAAGCUUCAUACACAAACCCGUUUUUGGGUUAAUUUUCACGAAUAUUAGUUUUUCGCAACAUUUUUUGAAAAUGUUUGGGUUUAUGAAAUCACCGGCCAGUGUUUCGAAGCAAAAAUCUGUAGAUUCUGAUUCUGAAUCGGAUAAAACUCAAACUCUAAGGCCUGCAAGAAGAACUUCUUCCGAACCUGUGCUCAUUACACCAAACUUCAAUGAUGACGAUGAUGAUUUGAGAGGGGGCUCUUCUGCUUCCUCAUCAAGGGGCGGCUUACAGGACAUGUCUGUUCAGGAAUUGGAGGGUUAUGCUGUGAAUAAGGCUGAGGAGACUACAAAAUCUGUGAACAAUUGUUUGAAGAUUGCAGAGGAUAUAAGACAGGACGCUACAAGAACCCUUGAGGCUUUACAUCAGCAGGGUGAGCAAAUCCAUAGGACCCACAUGAUGGCCUCUGAUAUGGACAAGGAUUUGAGCAAGGGGGAAAAGUUAUUGAACAAUCUUGGGGGAAUGUUCUCUAAGCCUUGGAAGCCAAAGAAGACAAGGAAAAUUACAGGGCCUUUAAUCACAAAAGAUGAUAAUUUUAGAGGAACGAAAAACAACUUAGAGGAAAGGCAAAAGUUGGGUUUAGCUCCUGCACCGAAGGGACGGCCAACCUCCCGCACACCUCCUCCUGAACCAACAAAUGCUUUACAGAAAGUUGAGGUGGAAAAGGGGAAGCAAGAUGAUGCACUUUCAGAUCUAAGCAAUAUCUUGGGUGAACUUAAGGGUAUGGCUGUUGACAUGGGAUCUGAACUUAACAGCCAAAAGGAAGCUCUUGAUCAUCUUCAAGACGAUGUUGACGAGCUAAAUUCGCGAGUGAAAGGUGCCACUCAACGUACACGUCGUUUGAUUGGGAAGUGA
Molecule: messenger RNA, 1015 nt
Organism: Ilex paraguariensis (yerba mate)
Lineage: Eukaryota; Viridiplantae; Streptophyta; Magnoliopsida; Aquifoliales; Aquifoliaceae
Source: the annotation of a GenBank genome assembly